Messenger RNA from Apis cerana (Asiatic honeybee), 895 nucleotides. RefSeq lists its product as uncharacterized. NCBI's taxonomy places the organism in Eukaryota, Metazoa, Arthropoda, Insecta, Hymenoptera, Apidae. The record is from RefSeq and is a predicted model, not a curated record.
GAUACAUCGUGUCGUGGUAUGUACGAUAUCCUUCUCUCCAUAAGAAAUUGCAAAAAAAGAAUUUUUUGCAUAAUAUAUUCGUAGGAUGGAAAAUUUGGUUUGAAAUAUCGCGUAGAAUUUUUUUUUUUUAAAUUCUUUAACGAGGAUAGUUUAGUUUUGCUCGUAUUAAAACGACGAAGAAAAAUGUUGAACGCGAGAAUUCUGAUUGUAUUUGGAUUGGUGAGUUGUGGAGUUUUUGCCAGAAAUGCGGAUGGCAAUCGUGAGUUUCAAUUUCUUAAAGAGACGAGUAAUAAGAAACACGGUGGAUCUAUGUUGAUGGAAAUAGCGAAGGAACUUGUGCAAAGAUCUUCGACAAGCAGCCAGGUGUUGAAUCUAAAUUUAUCAAAUUUGUUAUUGCUUUUGGUAUUGAAAGCGUUUGUUUUUGGUGCAGGAUAUUUAGGAAAUCAUGGUUACAAAGGGCGUGAAUUGGAAGAAGAAAACGUAGUGUCCCAAAGUGAGGUUACACUGGCAUUGGGAUAUUUGAUGGGAGAUACUUGUCUGUAUAGAGCAGCUUGCGAAGAACCUCACGUUGCGAAGGAAUAUUUAAGAGCUGCAGAAAUAAUCAUCGAAACAAUGAAAUUGUUGCCACACGGUUUGUUAAUUGAAGGAAUGCACGAGAAAACAUUGGCAGAAAUUCGAAAAGCCAUCGAACAUGGUGUUACAGAUGGCUGUCCGCCUGAAUAUACUUGCAAAAAGGAGAAUAUUAAAAAUUUCUUGAAAGAAAAUAGAAAGUGAAAGUAUAGGGAUAUAAAUAAUUUUUAAUAUUUCGAAAGAACCUGUAGUAUUACUUGAAUAUUAAUAUUUUAAUAUUACUUGAAUAGAAGAAUAAAGUGCAUAAAUGAUUUCUAUAAUUUAA